UAUUUACAUCGUGACAUAAAGUCUGUCAAUGUCAGUAUUUAAUAUAGGUCAACAAUUUCGUUCGCAAUAUUAUGCGUGGUCGAUGAAUUUUAUUCUUUAUAAUGCUAUAAUUAAGCGUGCCUAAAUAAGCAAUGUCUUACCACAUACAGCUCGUGUUAAUCAGCAUGUUCCUAUUCCUAAUCACGCCGUUCGAGACCAAGAUCAGUUUUUCUUACAGGAAACUGCCCGUGAUCGUGAAGAAAUACGAAGUUCGCAUCGACACCGGCAAGGAGGAUUGUUACUAUCAGUACGUGAAUGCGGGUGCGAAUUUCUAUGUCAGUUUCCAGGUUUUGCGCGGUGGAGAUCGAAAAACUGGUUUCGAAAUGAAAAAUCCGGAAGGAAACAUAAUUUAUCCUUGGCAAUGGCGUCGCAAUACCACUUUCCACGAACAAUCAGUAAACGGUGGUUACUAUAGUAUAUGCAUUGAUAAUCGCUUAUCAUUAUUUGCUCCAAAACAUGUGAAAUUGUUUUUCAUAACGAUUAGCUCUGAUCAGUGGCAGCAAUAUAAGCAAGAAGUAGAAGAACAGAUUCUUCUUAUCCAGAAUUUUACAAAUACAAUUGUGCACGUUGAGAAGAACGUUAAUAAAACGCUACAAAUUUUACAUUGGAGCAGUAGCAGAAAGGAGAGAAACUUGAAUCUGUUAUUGGUCAAUAACUCUUAUAUAUCAUUGUGGUCAAUCCUGCAAGCGUUCAGCAUCACAGUGAUGACUAUGAUGCAUGUGUAUUUCAUUAAGAAGUUAUUUGAUAAAAUUGAAUAUUUUAAGACACGCAUUUAAUGAAUAAUCGUUCAUCAUCGUUCGAUAAGAGCAUUGUUCACUACCUAUUGUAAGAAGAGUAUUGUCUAUCAAUUGAUUAAGCUUAUAUGUUAUAUGAAAAUCUAUAAAUUAUAGCAUAACUAUAUGUAUAUAAGUCUGUUCAGUUUAGUGAAUACAAAGCAUGUUUUAUUGUUUGAUAUAAUUAUAUGUCAUUUUGAUACAAUUAUAUGCAAAAAUGAUAGAAAUAAAAAAAAUUCGUUAUGUAAAUUUAUUAAUGAAUAGACAUAUUUAAGAAAUUUUUUAUAUGGAGAUACAUAUUUGAAUCUUAAUAUUUAGCCUCUAUCAAAUGAAAACAUGACCUUUCAAUUAGCAAAAACGGAGUAUUAACACCAAUGAGAUUUAUAUAUACUUUUCUAUCAAACUUAUUAUAUAAUACUUUUAUUAAUCUUAAACACAUGCUAUUUUUAAUAAUUUUUGUAACACUAUUUCUAAGGUUGUUAUACAUUUUGCAUUUAUUAUAACUAAUAAUAUCCAUACAUAUCCAUUUUUAAUUGAUUUUUACUCAUUGUUUUUAAUUUCAAAUAUUCUCAUG
Molecule: messenger RNA, 1386 nt
Organism: Cataglyphis hispanica
Lineage: Eukaryota; Metazoa; Arthropoda; Insecta; Hymenoptera; Formicidae
Product: transmembrane emp24 domain-containing protein A-like
Exons: 4
Coding region: 132-815 (227 amino acids)
Biological process (GO): Golgi organization; endoplasmic reticulum to Golgi vesicle-mediated transport; intracellular protein transport
Cellular component (GO): COPII-coated ER to Golgi transport vesicle; Golgi apparatus; endoplasmic reticulum
Source: RefSeq, a predicted model, not a curated record